Molecule: messenger RNA, 5734 nt
Organism: Scomber japonicus (chub mackerel)
Lineage: Eukaryota; Metazoa; Chordata; Actinopteri; Scombriformes; Scombridae
Gene: eps15
Product: epidermal growth factor receptor pathway substrate 15
Exons: 25
Coding region: 28-3426 (1132 amino acids)
Biological process (GO): endosomal transport; endocytosis
Cellular component (GO): clathrin coat of coated pit; cytoplasm; plasma membrane
Molecular function (GO): calcium ion binding; cadherin binding
Source: RefSeq, a predicted model, not a curated record
GUGAAAGCAGUGGGAAACAGAAACACUAUGGCUGCCACUCUGUCUCUUACUCAGCUCUCCAGUGGAAAUCCCAUCUAUGACAAAUACUACCGGCAGGUUGAUCCCACAGGCAGUGGGCGGGUGGCAGCAGCAGAUGCAGCUCUGUUCCUGAAAAGGUCAGCCUUGGCCGACUUGGUCCUGGGGAAGAUCUGGGAUUUGGCAGACUCUGAACGGAAGGGGGCUCUCAACAAACAGCAAUUCUUUAUAGCGUUGCGGUUGGUGGCCUGUGCUCAGAAUGGCCUGGAGGUGGCGCUCAAGAGCCUUAAUGUGGCUGUUCCUCCCCCCAAAUUUCAUGACACAAGUAGCCCGCUGUUAGCAGGAGGAGGGACCAAUGAUAUGCCCUGGGUUGUCAAGCCUGAGGAAAAGAUGAAGUUUGACUCCAUCUUUGAAAGUCUGGGUCCAGCAGGAGGAAUGCUAACAGGAGACAAAGUCAAGCCCGUCCUUCUAAACUCCAAACUGCCAGUGGACAUCCUGGGCAGGGUGUGGGAACUCAGUGACCUCGACAGAGACGGCAUGUUGGACAGAGACGAGUUUUCUGUGGCCAUGUAUCUGGUGUACAGAGCUCUGGAGGGAGAGCCUGUCCCCAUGUCCCUACCACCUCCCCUGGUUCCACCCUCCAAGAGGAAAAAACCCUCUGUGCCUCCUGUGGUGCCUCCUGUGAUGCCCCUGUUACCCUCACCCCCCUCCGCCAAAGAAAGUCGCUCCUCCCUUGCUGCCUCUAAGACCAUGCCCCACCCCCCUAAAUCAGUCCCAGCUCCAGUCCCAGCUCCUGUCCCAGCACCAGCAGCUGCCCCUGUGAGUACGGGACCUGCCGCGCCUGUGCAUGCAGCAUCUGAAAAGUGGGUGGUGUCACCAGCAGACAAAGUCAAGUAUGAUGAACUCUUCAAUAAGACAGAUGGUGACAUGGAUGGGCUAGUGUCUGGACCUGAAGUCAGAGAUAUUUUCCUCAAGACUGGGCUUCCGUCUGCGACACUCGCACGCAUCUGGGAGCUCUGUGACAUUGGAGACAUAGGAAAACUGACCCGAGAACAGUUUGCCCUGGCUCUUCAUCUAAUCAAUCAGAAGUUGACGAAAGGCCAGGAACCUCCGCAGAACCUCUCCCCAGAGAUGAUUCCUCCCUCUGACAGACAAAACAUCAAACAGAACAAUGCGGCAAACCUGGCGGCUGACUUCUCUGCCAUCAAGGAGCUGGACUCUCUCAGUAAUGAGAUAGUUGAGCUACAAAGGGAGAAAAGCUCAGUGGAAGACGAGAUCAAGGAGAAGGAGGAGGCCAUCAGACAGCGCACCAGUGAAGUGCAGGACUUACAGGGUGAGGUGGCGAAGGAGAGUGAGGAGCUGCAGCGGCUCCAGACUCAGCGUCAGAAAGUACAGGAUGCUUUGGAGGAGCUGGACCAACAGAAGGGCUCCCUGGAGGAGCAGCUGGCUCACAUUCGCCAGCAGACCAGCCAAGAGACCCAACUGAUUUCAUCACUGCAGUCGGAGCAUGAGGAACAGGAACAGAGGAUAUGUCAGUAUGAGGAGGAGCUGGUUCAGGCUCGAGAGGAGCUCCUGGCUUUGCAGGAGGAGAGCAGGAUGCUGCAAGAGAAGGUGCAGGCCGCUCAGGAGCAGCUCACACCUCUACAGGAAUCUGUGCGCGACUCCUUCACACAAGUUGCACAGGUUCAGCAGAAACUGAACGACCUUCAGGUGGAAGAGAGGUCAGUGACUGCCCAGCUCAGCUGGAAGAGAGCCCUGGAGGACAGCUCUCCUGUCAUGGUCAAUGGAUCAGCAGGCCCUACAGCAGGGCCACAUCAUGAGGACCUCUUCCAGCAGGAACUUUACCAGGAGGACCAGCCUAAAGAGCUGAAAGAGGAGGAACCAGCUGCUAUGAGCAAUCUUCAGAAAGAACAUUCAGAUGAGAAAGAGACAGAAGGAGUGAACGAGAGAGAAGAGGAAGAAGGGAAGGAGGAAGACAGACCUAAGACACCAGAGGAGGAAAAGCUGAAACGUGAUGCUUUGGAUGAUCUCUAUACAAGUCUAGCCUCCUCUGAGAAAUAUAGUAAUAUCAGUAAUCUUUCUAAAGUUGCCAAGCCACUGGAGAACACUGUUAGGGAACACAGUAGCCCUAUACCCGAUGUCUCUUCAGAAGUCAUAGAUGAUGCUGAGGAAUCACCUAAGACCAGCCCACCAAAGGUUGCAUCACCAGAGCCAGAGAGCCAACAGGAGCCUGCAGAGUCCCCAGAAACCACCGUCACCUCAGUUCCACCUCAAGUCGGACCUCGCUCCAUGCCGCCCCAGACCAACCCACCAUCCCUGCCUGAGAUGGACUUCUUCCAGUCAGAUCCCUUUACUGACCAUGAUCCAUUCAAAGAUGAUCCGUUUGGAAAAGCAGAUGUUGCAGCAGACCCUUUCGGAGGAGAUCCAUUCAAAGGGACAGACCCCUUUGCUGCAGACUCUUUCUUCGCACAGACCUCCAGCGCCCCCUUUCCCUCAGAGGACCCGUUUAGUACCACUACCACCGACAUGCCAGAACCAGACCUGUUUGCAGCCAAGCCAAAUGAUGCUGCAGCUGCACCGGCAGAGGAUCCAGAUCCCUUUACCUCCAAACCCACCAAUCCAGCUCUAGCAGCCAAGGAUCCAUUCAGCUCUACAGGGAAUCAUAUGGCUGAUUCUGACCCUUUCAGUGGCAAAAUGAAUGCCCCAGGGGAGGCAGAUCCAUUUGGUUCUCAGGACGGAGGGACAGAUCCCUUUAACUGCUCUCCACCAAGCUCUGAUCUGGCUUUGAAGGACACUGCAGCAACCAAUGACCCGUUUGCUCCAGGCGGUACUACAGUGAGCGCCAGCUCAGACCCUGACCCAUUUGCUGCUGUGUUUGGUAAUGAGUCAUUUGGAGGGGGCUUUGCCGACUUCAGUGCCUUGGCAAAGUCAAACGGUACUGACCAGUUUGGCAUCAACAAUAAGAACCUGUUCCAGGAUGACAACCAGUCUGCUGGCCCUGACAUGCCCCCAGCCCUUCCCCCAAAAACGGGUACGCCAACAAGACCCCCCCCUCCACCUCCAGGUAAGAGAUCCUCCAUCUCCAGAACAGAGUCCUCUGACUCCUUCCAUCGACGAGGGCAUUUCCUCCCACAGACUUCCGGAGAGUUCUCCUCCUCUUCCUCCUCCUCUUCCCUGCCUGCCAAGGAUCCUUUAGCCGACCCCUUCGCCCCCUCCUCCCCUCCUCGUCACAACGUACGGGAAGCUGAUCGAUUUGCCAGCUUUGACAAAUAUCCAACAGAGGAAGACAUGAUAGAGUGGGCAAAGCGCGAGAGCGAACGAGAGGAAAAGGAGCGACUCGCCAGGCUCACCCAGCAGGAACAAGAAGACCUGGAGCUGGCCAUCGCUCUCAGCAAGUCUGAACUCUCCUGAGGAGCUCAUUUCCCCCUUCUCCCCUCCCACAUCUCCCCUCCACUGGCCCGGCACAGCACAGCACAGCCCGGCCUAGCCCAGAAAGCACCAAAGCAACGUGGGGACUGUAUAGGACUGAUUCAGCAGAACCUGCUGACCCCAUGAAGAGACUUUCUUAGAGUAAACCCAUCUCUGAAUCUUUCAACGACCUUUUCCCCCAGACUGCGUUCACCGUACAGUGGCGUUGCAGUUCUGCCUUUUCCCAACAUGUUGGUCUGUGUGGUUUCGAACAGAGGAGAGGUCGGUGAUGAAGUGUAUGUUGUUAAGAAUGGAUUGUUCAAAAUGAAAUGCAGUGAAUAUGGAUUUAGAGAUUGUCAAGUAUUAAGAUUUUAAUGUUCUGUUGAUUUCAACACCGGGCUACAAGUGCUGCAUUAUUACUCCAGAAUGUAAUUUAUUUAAACAUGCACUUAGUCUGGUCUUAAUCCACUAACCAAACCCACUAUCCAGUCUAAGCUCUCACUAGUUUCUACAUUUAUGUUGAGGAUUUCAUUUUGUGAAGCACGAAAAUCCCCAAAUUUCCCUCAGCUUAACUGUUGAUGUUUUGAUGUGAACUGUGUGCAAAAUGUCAACAGAUGAGCUGGCAAAGAAGCUGUUAGGGUUUUGGAAGCUCUAAAAUAAAACCUAGAAGUGAAAGUCGUUGCCCUUUGAAAUGUGGUAACCAUAUAUUUUUCCAGUCUUGUACAACAACAGAACAGCCUCUGAGAUUGUUUUUUUUUGAGAUAGGAUUCAACAUUUUUACCCUUUUAAACUGGAAGUUACCAGUGAAAUGCACAUGAAGAUUUAUACUAAAAUGAAACAUAACAGAUCCAUCGCAGCCCUUUCCCUUUCAGCUCCUAGAAACUGUUUUUCUUUCAACUUUUGGUUGUGCCUUGCUUUUCCCUGCGUUUGUUCUGUCUUAUGUUAAAGUUCUUUUUAUGGGAGAUAAAGAAAGGAAUGAAACUACCAACCAUAAAAAGUAAAGACUACAUGUUAAUUUGCAUUAAAUUCAGGGCACACUACAGUGGAUGGCAGAACGUAAGUGCACAACAAUGUUUGGGAUGUAAAACAUUGUUUAAACACUUGAUAUGUGACAUUUAAAUAAUGCAUCUCUAAAAUUGGGAUUUUGCCACCCAAAAACGUCUCAUCUUUUAAAUAAUUUGAUAACUACAUUCAUACAUUUUUGUAAUAAACCAUCAUUUAAGAGCAAUAUCUGAGACAUUUUACAAAUGUGGCAUGAGAUUUUUUUAUUUUGUACUUGUUUUGGUUAGUUUAGACACCAAUAAGUUUAAAAAUAUAAAAUGGGAUGUCAUAGAUGAAUGUAUGGACAUGGAAAAAACAGAUUUACACUCACUUUACAUGAUCUGUGCAUCCAUACUUUAAAUAAAUAACAUUAAUUGUACUGAUAAUCCUUAAUGAUCCACAUAAGGAACCUCCUGUCUUGCUCCAAGAUAUAACUACUUAUUUUAUGAGAAUUGUAUAAAAAUGAUCUACUUCCUGAAGUCGGACAGAUUUAACGCAUUUCAUCAAAUAUUACACCAGGUCUCAUUUCAAAGUGUGCUACUGCUGUUGUUUGUUAGCAUUUGUACGAUUAUUUUUUUUGCAGGAUAUUCUUCCUCUCUUAAUGAUAACUGGAUUUCAGAGUCUUACACAUAGUCAGUAAAAUAUGCUUAAUGCCUGUGUUGUCUUCUGUCUGUGCACCUUACUCUGUGAGGAGAAACCCACACAGCAGUUGGCUGUUCUGUAACUCCUCUUCUGUUAUGUUCACCGCCCUUACCCCACCAAAAAAGAAAAGUUACUUAACACUGCUAAACUGUGACAGAAGGUUUUCAUUUGUCAUUUUCUGACCAAAUAAGGAACAACAUUUUGGACAGCUCUUCCUGUUCUGUCUCUUCAGCCUUGUCAUGGAUUUCCUCUUUUCAUAUUUAACCAGUUUACUGUAUGUGGCUGAUGCAACAUUUCCUACUGAGUGCAGAUCAUAUAUAUUGUAAAUACAAGAGAACAGGAUUUGUCGCCUGUCUCUUCUUCACCUUAACAGCUGACUCUCUUGUUAUACUGUAUGCGUUUUCAUUCUCUUGCAUGUAAAGGCCACCGGUUACUGUCAUUUGUACAGAGUACAUGAAUUUUCCAAACCAAGAACCACUUUGUAGGCUUACCCAUACAGGCUUUUUAAAACUCAAGCUAAUUGUAUUUUAUUUUGUAUUUUCUAACGUGUAAGAAUAAUCAUUAUUGGGAGGUUUGGACAGAAUAUGUUAUGCAUUUAAUUGAAACAGAAUAAAAGUUUAAAAAUGUC